AUGACAGACUUUUCCAGCUUGAGCUGGGAGCAAUUGGAUCCUUUAUUUGAGAAAUCCAUCACAACUUCUGCCACCAACAGUCGUAUUCCAGCCUUGCAAAGAGUAUGCCAACUCUUAGCUGCCAACGAGAUCCCGCCAGAGGCGUUCGCUAAGCUAUCUGCUUUAGUGUUACAAACGUACAAUUUUUACCUGGAUGAUGAAAGUAGAAAGGAGGUGGUCACCACUAUACAAGCUCUUUUGCACAGUAAGCCAGAAUUGCUAAACAAGUAUGUCAAAUUCAUCAAAGACAUUGCAGUUCCACCCAAAUCUAUUGCGACCACCGAUUUGAUCACAUUGUUGACCUGGAUCAACAAGAUCAGUGUUUUGGCUCCACAAUUGACUGCAGAUAUUGCCAUUACCCAGGCAACGUUAGUGGAAUCCGUAGUAAGUGCUGUUUCUUCGGCUGCUGCGUCUGCAAAGUCGAACGCAAAGCACAAUCGUAGAGUUCAUGAUUCCGUAUUGACUGCUACUAAGCUGUCAAUCUAUAAGACUAUCAACGGAGCCAAAUCAAUAGAAAGUACAAUCGAUACUUAUGUAAAAACCUUGACGUCGUCGCAGUCAACUUCGUCGUCCAUUCUAUUCUUCGGUCUUUUAACCAAGACCGUGCAUGAAUUGGCUCCUGUUCAGCCAACUGCUGCCCAAAUCUUUGGAGAGAAGCAGAAAACAGUCAUCUUGCAGUAUUUUAAUAAGGAAGUCUUACUUGGAAAGGUUGCACCUACUCAGGAAAGCUUGAAUGUAUUUGGCUACUUCAUAAAUGAGUAUAUCACCACCAAAUCGGAUUUCACAGAUGUAAUCUUGCCCAAUUUGGAAAAGGCGAACUUGAGAUCUCCGGAAGUGACUUUUGGCUCUAUCUUGGUUCUGUUUUUCAGUAAUUUACCUUCCAGUGUUUCAUUGGGUGACAUUUUGAUUGAAUCCAAGCUUUUAUCACAAUUUAUAUCAAAUUUGAAGUCGACGAAAGAAGAAACAAGAGAAGGAGCCUUGACCGCUUUGAAGGUUGUUCUUAAUCAACAUUCAUUUACCGAAGAAUGCACUAAGACUUUAAUCUCAGAAAUCUUUAAAGCUCUAAAAUCAAUUUCCAAUGUUGAACAGAAAGUUAUCUUUGGAGGCGCAAUCUCCUCAAUUGACCCAUUGACGGUAGAUAAUUCUGAAUCAAUACUAACUCAAUUACUUACAUUUGUGAUAAAAGACCAAAAUGAGAUCUCAUUGACUGGGUAUGUUAGAGCAUUUCUUAGCCAUUUUAUUAAAGCUUUAAGCUUUGACCUGGGUUUAAAGGAUUACCAAAAAUUCGUAACACAACUCAACACUGGCUUGAAAGAUAAGAAAUUGAACUUAAGAAAAGUAUGGGCUACCGAACUUGGCAGUCUGCUUUACCAAAUUAAGGACAAAAGCAGUAAAGUAACCGAUUUGAUUUCUCAAGUCUCUGCUAGCUUAACAGCUUCUAUUGAUGAAGCCCAGCAGGCACCACUUCCAACAGUUUCAAAUAAAGGAAUUGCAGUUAGUUACGUUGCCUUGAGCUUAAUAUCUGAACCAAAAAUUUUCGAACCUUUAAUUAUGAUCGAAGGCGAAAAGCCCUCCAUUCUUUCAAACCAUAGAGUAUACACCAAGUUAUCAGGUUUUGAAUGCUUGUGGUACUUACGAGCCUUAAGAAAUGUUCCGACUGCGCUCUUGAAUGUUGAAGUCGCUCAAGCAUGGAUUUAUUUUGCCAUUUCUAAAAAUGUUGAAGUUGAAUAUAGAAGAUUGGCUUUGACGUUUAUUAAAGAAUUAAUGCAAAGCGAAUCAAAGAACACAUUUGCAGAUCAUAUUGUUGACGGAUUACUUUCCACUUUAACCGAUAAAGACAAUUCCCAGUUCAAUCUUGGAUUUGAAUACAUUUCCAGCAUUUUAAAUGAAAUUGCUACUCCAGAAAAUGUUGAAAAUAUUUUAAUCAUCGCCAACUAUCCUGGCAUUAAUUUAAAGAAUGGAUGGACUGGUUUAUGCCAGCAUUUAGAAGUUGAUGCAGGAAUUAUUAUACUCCAGAACCAUGAUUCUAUAAUUGAUCGUUGUCUCGAAGUGGCUCAAUCUUCUCAAUUAUACUUAGCAUCAAUUAAAACUUUAGCUCUUUGUGCAUUCAUUCAGCCUGACUUGGUUUCUCCAAAAUUAACCAAGAGGGCUAUUAAACUUGACUUAACUAAAUUGACAACAGUUGAUCAUUCGCAUAUUGCCAUUUGGCAAGGUCAAGAAGGUGAAUUGGUAAAUGACCCUUUGGUAAAGAAAGACAAGCAAAUCGAUAGAAAUACAAAAGAUUAUGAAACCAAGAAAUGGGAGCAAGACAUGAGAAAAGAAUUGGAGUUAAAGGGUAAGGUUGCUCCAAAGAAGAAGUAUACCAGAGAAGAACAGCAGUUGGUCAAUGACCAACUCUCUAAGGAAAGCAAAAUCAGAAGUCAAAUACAGGCAAAUGUUGAUGACUUUCUUCGUAGCAUUGAUUUAGUCAAUGAAUUGGUCAAUAAUGCCACUCAAAAUAUUGACAAUGGUGCUAAGCACUGGUAUCCUUAUGCCAUUGACCAUAUCUUAGAGACUUCAAUCUACGUUGAUUCUGCAUUCUUAGGCAAUAAACCAUCGCAAUCAUUGCUAGCUCUCUCUGAUAUUUUAACACCAAGAUUAGGUUCAAUUAGAAAAUUAAUUGGUGCAGCAAUCUUGAGAGUUUACAACAUUUCUACAAUCCCUGAAAACUACUUACAAGAACCAUUGAUCAAAUUAUUGUCAAGGAUUUUGUAUUUUGUCAAGAUCUUAUCUGAUAAGAGUCCUUUGGAUUCUUUAUCUUUGUCCUAUGUGUUACCAUUGUUGAAGAAGGUAAUGGAAAAUGGGAAAAAGGUUGCUAUCAAAAAUGCUUCUAAACAAGCAGUGACCUCUGAGUAUGCCGAUGAAGACCCCGAAGAGGAACAGCUCUUGUUGGCGAUGGAAAUCAUUGGUUGUCACGCUGAAGCCUUUGAAGAUGAGUUCAUUCCAAGAACCUACAUCUUGCAGGAAUUAAUCUCUUUAAUGAAGUUAGCAAGUAGAGCUAAAUUGGCCAAGGAGUGUUUCACUUCAAUUUGUCAACAUAUUUCUGUUAACAUAGAGGAAUCCGAUUUACAACUACUUUUAACUAACACUGUCAUAUCUGAGGUGUUCGUAAGGACGGCCGUUUUGGAAGUAUUGGAUAGUGAGUUUGACUUGCUGGAACGUAAGGUAUUCACCCCAGAACUUUGGAUUGCUGUCCAUGAUAACGAUGAGCAAUGCAAAGAAUUGGCUACUACUAUUUGGACUGAAAAUGAAUUUGAAAUUCCAGAAACCGGAUUUUUGGAAGUAAUGUUGAAGUUUUUCGAUAAUUCCAAUCCAGGAUUAAGAUAUUCAAUUGCCAAGGCUACUGUGGAAGGGAUUAGUUCCGUCCCAGAUGCUGUCACUUCUUUAAUCAAUCAUUUUUGGCUCAAAGAAAAGCCUCCUGCCCCAAUUUACGAUCAAUUUGGAUUAAUUGUUAAAUCAUCUCAAGAACAAAAGGAUUUAUGGGAAGAUCGUUCCACGGUUGCAUUAGUGAUUAAAGAAUUAACUCCACACCUAUCUGAGUCAUCAGUGAUUGUUCAGAUAUUCACAUUUUUAGUUAAAGAUAAGGCAUUGGGUGACAAGGAAGAUGUUGUUUGCCAGGAGCUUCAAGAAGCUGGAAUUGAAAUAAUUGAGCACCACGGUGCUAACACAAUUUCUGAAUUGAUUCCUAUUUUUGAAGAUAGUCUUGCUUCAAAGGAUAGUAAAUCAAUUACCGAAUCAGUUGUUAUUCUUUACGGUGCAUUGGCACGUCAUUUGAACAAAACUGAUGAAAGAUUAGAAAUCAUUGUCGAAAGAUUAUUAAAAACUCUCGAUACUUCUUCCGAAAUUGUCCAGUAUUCUGUUUCUGAAUGUAUCGCACCAUUAGUCCCAAAAUUCGAAAAACCUAAGUUAACUAAAUAUUUUGAUAAGUUAUUAACUAAAUUAUUCGAGGGGCCAAAGUUGGGCGUUAGGAGAGGAGCUGCUUACGGUAUUUCUGGGUUAGUCAAAGGUUCUGGUAUACAAGCCUUAUCAACCUUCGAUAUCUUGAGGGAAUUGACUGAUGCAGCUGACGACAAGAAAAAUCCACAACGUCGUGAAGGGGUCUCUUUAGCCUUCUACUGUUUGUCUAGACUGCUAGGAAAAUAUUUCGAACCUUACGUCAUCGAAGUGUUACCCAUUAUUUUGAAGUCUUUAGGUGAUCAAGUUCCAGAAGUUCGUGACGCCACGGAUUUGGCUGCUAGGCAGAUUAUGAAAACUACCACCAGUUAUGGUGUUAAGCAAUUAAUCCCAUUGGCCAUUGCUAAUUUGGAUGAAAUUCAGUGGAGAUCUAAAAAGGGAUCUGUUGAAUUGUUAGGUUCCAUGGCUUACUUAGAUCCUACUCAACUUUCAGCUUCAUUAUCUACUAUUGUUCCUGAAAUUGUUGGUGUAUUGAAUGACUCCCACAAGGAAGUACGUAAAGCUGCUGAUCAAUCUUUGAAGAGAUUUGGUGAAGUUAUCCGUAAUCCUGAAAUUCAAGUUGUUGUCCCUAAUUUGCUUAAUGCUAUUGGAGAUCCUACUAAAUACACUGAUGAUGCAUUAGAUAGGUUGAUCAAGACUCAAUUCGUUCAUUACAUCGAUGGGCCAUCUUUGGCAUUGAUAAUUCAUGUUAUCCACAGAGGUAUGAGGGAUAGAUCGGCAGCUACUAAGAGAAAGGCCUGUCAAAUUGUUGGAAAUAUGGCAAUCUUAGUUGACUCAGGAGAUUUGAAACCUUACUUGUCUCAAUUGGUUGGUGAGUUAGAAGUUGCAAUGGUUGACCCUGUGCCAGGUACGAGAUCAACUGCAGCAAGAGCAUUGGGUUCUUUGGUCGAGAAAUUAGGUGAAGAGCAAUUCCCAGAUUUGAUCCCAAGAUUGUUAGAUGCAUUGCAAGAUGAAUCGAGAGCUGGUGAUAGAUUAGGUUCUGGACAAGCCUUAGCCGAAGUUAUCUGUGGUCUUGGAAUUAACAAAUUGGAGGAAUUAUUACCUCAAAUUUUGGCCAAUGCAACUUCACCAAGGAAUCAUAUUAGAGCUGGUUACAUGCCAUUAUUGUUGUUUUUGCCUGUCUGUUUUGGUUCGCAAUUUGCUCCGUAUUUGUCUAAAAUCAUUCCACCGAUUCUUAAUGGUUUAGCAGAUAUUGACGAGGAGAUUAGAGAUACUGCAUUAAGAGCCGGUAGACUAAUUGUUAAAAACUAUGCUAAGAAGGCUGUUGACUUAUUGUUACCUGAAUUAGAAAUCGGUUUAUCUGAUGAAAGUUAUAGAAUCAGACUAUCUUCCGUUGAAUUGACUGGUGAUUUGUUGUUUCAAGUUACUGGUAUCAGUGGUAAGAACGAAUUAUCUGAAGGUAAAGAAGCUGGUGAAGAUUCCGACGAUGAAGAAGAAAAUGCCACAAUUCAAUCCAGUGAAAUCAACAAAGCUCUUACUGAAGCAUUGGGACAAGACCGUAGAGAUCGUAUUUUGGCUUUGUUAUUCAUCUGUCGUUCCGAUGUUGCAGGUAUUGUACGUAGUGCGGCUGUUGAUAUUUGGAAGGCAUUAGUUGCCAACACUCCAAGAACAGUAAAGGAAAUCUUACCUACUCUUACUCAUUUCAUCGUCCUUAGAUUAGCAUCUCCUGAUAUCACUCAACGUACAAUCGCCGCUCAAACAUUGGGUGAUAUGGUUCGUCGUGUAGGAGCUAACGCUUUGGCCCAAUUAUUACCUACAUUGGAAGAAUCAUUGAACAAUUCUUCUGACAAUGACGCCAAGCAAGGUAUUUGCAUCGCAUUGACCGAAUUAAUCAGAUCAUCGCAACACGAUGCAUUGGUCGAAUAUCAAGAAGUUUUUAUUAGAACAAUUAGAGAUGCCUUGUGUGACCCUGCUCCUGGUGUUAGAGAAUCAGCAGCUCAAGCAUUUGAAGCCUUACAAGAAGAGUUAGGUAAGGUGGUUAUUGAUGAAAUUUUACCUCACUUACUAAACUUGUUGCAGAAGGGAGAUAAUGGUUCCGUUGUUGAAAGCGAAAAUGCCUUGUUAGCACUUAAAGACAUCAUGUCAACAAAGUCUGACAUUAUUUUCCCGAUCUUGUUACCUUCAUUAUUAUCACCUCCAAUUGAUUCUUUCAAGGCAACUGCAUUGGCUUCAUUGGCUUCUGUUGCUGGUCCUGCAUUGUACAAGCGUUUGUCCCAUGUUAUUAAUACAUUAGUUCAAGCGGUCAUUGACUCUGAAACUAAGGGUGAAAGUGAAGAACAACAACAGGAAAUUAAAGAUGCCUUUGAUAGUGUGCUCCUUGCGAUCGAUUCCGAAGAAGGUUUGCAUCCAUUGAUGCAACAAUUGUUAUCAUUAGUAAAACAUGAAGAUGCUGCAAGACGUGCAGUCGUUUAUGAAAGAUUAGGUAACUUCUUCGCCAAUACCACAUUGGAUUACUCGGUUUACACCCAAGACAUGAUUGGUCAAUUUAUUUUGUCCUUAGGGGACAAGGCAUCUCCAAAGGUUGUUUUGGGAACUUUCAAUGCCCUUAACGCUUUAGUUAAAAAGCAGAGUAAAGAAUCCUUAGAAAAAUUAGUAAGACCUACUCGUCAAGCAUUGUCUUUAACUGGUGUCAAAGGUGAAGAUCUCGCAGGUUUUGCCUUACCUCGUGGUCCAAGUUGUAUCUUACCAAUUUUCUUGCAUGGUUUAAUGUACGGUAAUUCUGAACAAAAGGAAUUGUCUGCUUCAGGUAUUGCAGAAGUUAUUGAAAAGACUCCAGCUGUUAAUUUGAAACCAUUUGCGACAACAAUCACUGGUCCAUUAAUUCGUGUUAUUGGUGAAAAGGUUAAUUCUGAUAUCAAGGCUGCUAUUUUACAGGCGUUAACUGUAUUAUUGUCUAAGAUUCCUCAAUUCUUGAGGCCAUUCAUUCCUCAAUUGCAGAGAACAUUCGUCCGUUCUUUAGCCGAUCCUACAAAUGAUAAAUUACGUAGUAAGGCCGUUUUGGCCCUUGGAACUCUUAUUGAAUUUCAACCAAGAGUCGAUUCAUUAGUAACUGAAUUGGUUUCAGGUGCAAAGCAGGCAGACCAGGCCGUUAAGACGUCCAUCUUAAAGGGGAUCUUGGAAGUCGUCAGUAAAGCUGGUAAAAACAUGAGCGAAUCAUCAAAGACUUCUAUCAUGACAUUGGUCGAAGAGGAAAUUACUAAGGUUAGUGAGAAAUCAGCUGUUGCCUACGCAAGACUUGUUGGUUCUUUGUCAAAGGUUUUACUGUCUGAAGAGGCUACCAACAUUUUAAAGACUAAAAUUUUGAAUACCUCAGUUCAAGGAGACUUUAAAUUUUCAAUUUUAUCCAUUAAUUCAUUCUUGAAGGAUGCUCCAAAUCACAUUUUCCAAACUGGAUUGUUGGACGAGAUUGUUGACUUUAUUAUUGAAGCUUCUCAAUCCAGUCAAAGUUACAUUAGUGAUAAUGCAACAGUUGCUAUUGGAAAGAUUUUGUUAUUAAAUCAUGAAAACAAAUCACCCAAAACUAUAAACCCUGUGGUCUCCGAUACUCUCUUCGAAAUACCACAACCAACUGUUGAAAAAUUAAUUGAUCAACUUUGCCAGAACAUGUUGCAACCAUCAUCAAACUCUCCAGAUUCAAGAAGAUUGUCAUUGGUCGUUAUACGUACCGUGGCGAGAUUUAAGUAUGAUCUUGAAAUUCACGAAUACUUAGAUAAAUUGGCCCCAUCCAUUUUUACAUGUAUCAGAGAUCCAAUUAUCCCAAUUAGAUUAGCCGCAGAGAAAUCUUGGUUAGCUAUUUUCCAAUUGGUAGAAGAUGAGAAGGCUCAAAUAUUUGAUGAAUGGUUCAGCGGUAAGGAAACAAUGACCAAUGCUUUGGGAGCAGCUAUCCAAGCAAGAUCAAUUGGUGACUACACCAAGAGAGUGGCAACCAGGUUGGCAACUGUUGAGAGGGAAAGAAUCGAGCAAGGCGGUGAUGCAGAAACUAUGUUCUCAGAUAGAUUUGAAGAUGAAAAUGAAGUGUGGGCUGUUGGAGGUGUUGACUUGAAGAAAUGA
Molecule: messenger RNA, 8082 nt
Organism: Dujonia railenensis
Lineage: Eukaryota; Fungi; Ascomycota; Pichiomycetes; Serinales; Debaryomycetaceae
Source: the annotation of a GenBank genome assembly